Penicillium cataractarum is the source of this 909-nucleotide messenger RNA. RefSeq lists its product as uncharacterized. The record is from RefSeq and is a predicted model, not a curated record. Lineage: Eukaryota; Fungi; Ascomycota; Eurotiomycetes; Eurotiales; Aspergillaceae. Bases 1 to 909 code for a protein of 302 amino acids. The transcript has 8 exons. Gene Ontology annotation, cellular component: cytoplasm.
AUGGUUCAGUCGUCGCCAUUUGCCACCACGACGGUCCCGUCGCCGGGCUUCGGUGCCAUGGGCCUGAGCUUCAGGCCUAGCCUUGAAGAAGCUGAACCCGUGCUGUUAAAGGCGGUUGAAUUGGGAUGCACAUUAUGGGAUACUGCCGUUAGUGACUUCACUCGGAAACAUAAUGUCCGCGGCAAGAUUUUCAGUUCGUCCCCUGAUCAAUUCGCUUCGAAAUGUGGCUUCAAUGUGUUUGGGGGCCCUGUCAGCGUUACUCACUCGGCCUCGCAUAUCAAGGAGUACAUAGAAGGCACUAUUGAGAGGCUCGGGUUCACUCCUGAUUUUACGUUCAGUAGCCUUGAAGCGUUUUCAGAGCUGACCUCAACAGACACUCCUCUUGAGGAGUCUAUUUCAGCCCUGGAUGAAAUUCGGAAGGCAGGGAAGACAAAGUACAUUGGUCUUUCGGAAUGCUCCGCCGAAACCUUGCGGAAAGCCAACUCAAUUGCCAAAAUUGAUGCAGUCCAAGCGGAGUACUCAGCCUUUGAGACAAUCCACGAGACCGACGGCUUGAUUACCACAGCAAAGGAGUUGAGUGUGGCGUAUGUUGCUUUCAGUCCACUAGGUUACGGCUGGUUGGUUGAUAACUUCGAUUUCCGAUCCCCUGAUGACUUUGCGCCCGAUAACUUCCGCCGAACCGAUGGCGCAUUCGACGAAGUUAUCAUUUUGGUUCCCCCAUUUAAUGCUAUUCCCCACACCGAUUCCAAGGAGCUACUUGACCCUGAAAUUCAUAGAACUAAGGGAAUUUUACGCGUAAUCAAGGAUAAAGCGUCUUCGGUCAAGCGAGUUAUUAUUACCUCGUUAUUUAUUGCUAUCGUUAGCAUAGAAAGACGCCCCGAUAUGUAUAGUAAGAGCCGAUUGUCCUAA